This is a messenger RNA of Coniosporium apollinis CBS 100218, 1257 nucleotides long. RefSeq lists its product as uncharacterized. Gene Ontology annotation, biological process: UDP-galactose transmembrane transport. NCBI's taxonomy places the organism in Eukaryota, Fungi, Ascomycota, Dothideomycetes. Gene Ontology annotation, cellular component: endoplasmic reticulum membrane; Golgi membrane. The record is from RefSeq and is a predicted model, not a curated record. The coding region runs from base 1 to 1257 and encodes 418 amino acids. Gene Ontology annotation, molecular function: UDP-glucose transmembrane transporter activity; UDP-galactose transmembrane transporter activity. The transcript is spliced from 3 exons.
AUGGCGCGGCAGAAGCAACCCUCGAUGCGCCGCGAGCCUUCCGAUCUCUUCAAGCAGAAUGGGUCCGCCGAGAAGCACAGCACGAGGUCAGCGAACGGCGAUGUGAUAGAUCGUGUCAUAGAAAAGCAACUAUCCAACGGCGCCGCGAAAGGACUACUAUCCGCGCAACCCCCCGAGUCGCAGGCCGGUAUACUCCAACUCGGCAUCUGCGUAGCCGGCAUCUACGCCUCCUUCCUCGCCUGGGCCUUCCUGCAAGAGCGCAUAACCACAACCCGCUACGGCCCCCCCGGGGCCCCCGAAACCUUCACCUUCUCCGUCUUCCUCAACACCAUCCAAUCCUUCCUCGGCUUCCUCAGCGGGUACGCCUACCUGCUCCUCUCCACCCCCACCGGGCGUCCCACGCCCCCAAUCUUCCCUUCCACCUCGAUCCUGCCUCCACUAUUCCUGGUGGCUGUGACCAGCAGCCUCGCCUCCCCCUUCGGCUACGCCAGCCUGAAACACAUCGACUACAUAACCUUCAUCCUCGCCAAGUCGUGCAAGCUGCUGCCGGUCAUGUUCCUGCACAUCAGCAUCUUCCGGAAGCGGUACCCGCUGUACAAAUACGCGGUCGUGGGGCUCGUGACCUUGGGCGUCGCGCUCUUCACCUUGCACGCGCCGACGACGAGCAAGAAGCGGGCGAGAGCCGUGGAGGGGAGCAGCGCGUGGGGGCUGCUGCUGCUGGGGAUUAAUCUGCUGUUUGAUGGCCUCACGAAUAGUGUGCAGGACCAUGUUUUCGCAACCUUCAAACGAUACACAGGCCCGCAGAUGAUGUGUGCCCAGAACCUGCUGUCGACGGCGUUGACGCUGGGGUAUCUGUUCAUGAGCCCGUGGGUCGCGCAGACGGGCCUGGGCGCCUGGCUGGGCAUGCAAGCGUCCGGCGCAGGGGAGCUGGGCGAGGCGCUAGCGUUCCUGGGGAGGUAUCCGGAGGUUGGAUGGGAUGUGCUUGCGUUUGCGGGAUGCGGGGCUAUCGGCCAGAUUUUUAUCUAUUACACGCUUUCGCACUUCUCGUCGCUACUUCUAGUCACCGUGACGGUGACGAGGAAGAUGCUGACGAUGCUGUUUUCCGUCGUGUACUUUGGGCAUAAGAUUCAAGGCAUGCAGUGGCUGGGUGUGGGGUUGGUAUUUGGAGGGAUUGGAGCGGAGGCAGGAGUAAAGAUGUGGAAUGACAAGGCGAAGCAGAAAAGCAAGGGGCCGGCAGGUGAGAAGAAGGAGUUAUAG